AUGUACUACAUAGCUCUCUCCACUGUAGAUAUCACAUCUUCUGCAGUUCUCAUUCCUGUCCUGUCCUCCUCUUUGGCGCGGCACAAAAACGUGGAAGGUUUCGGUCACGCACUCAUGCAAGCGAUGCAUGCGGUCGAAGACUCGAUUGCCACACCUCAACAAUGGGAGGAUCGCGUUGUUCCACACCUGAAGGAUAUUCUUCAAGAAGGAUGGGAAGGAGCGGAAUGGGAGAAGAUACGGGACAUCGCGAUGAACCGUAGUAUCUCCAAAUUUUCCCGCCUCUGCGAAUUCUUCGAAGUGUGUUGGGACUCAGGUGCCUAUGCGGAAGGAUUCGGCAUCUGUGAUAAUCCCGCAAUAAUUCAGGCCUAUGGGAUCGUGGUGCAAGCCAUUGAAGCGCGGGAGGACCGGUGGAUAGGGAUGUCCAAGCACGAACUGUACGAGAAGCUGCACUUCGUGUUCCAAGGUGAAAAGCUCGGUUGCCGGAAUGACGUUCUCGACGACAAGCAGGAGGAGGUGCUAGACGAAAUCCUUGAGAUCGAGGAUAAGGUCGCCGACAUCGUCUUUGACCUAUUCGGGGAGGUCAGCCCCGCACUGGUGGAGCGUGGUCGAUUGGGCAUCGAUGGACGCCCACAAGAAUGCGACACCACGGAAAAGAAGGCUCUAUGGGACACCAGCCGGGGGCUGAUCACGCAGGCGCGUCGCAAGCGGGAUCUGCUAGCCUGCGCAAUUCGUGCUGAUGGGUGGAUCGAAGGGGUGUUUAUGGGGCGGGAAUGGAUGAAAGGCGCUUCUCCCGCGCUGGUAUCUUUGAUGGGAGGGGUGCUGCAGGGAUUUGCAAACCGGCCGGACUACAAAUCGACAAGCUCGUUGACCGGCGAGUUACAUUAUCUGCGGCGGCUAUUGGGCGAAGGCAGGUUCUACGAGAGCGAAUGGAUCCCCAUCCUCGACAUGUUCCGCAGGACCGAUAGCGUGAUGACGCAAUCCACUCUCAAAGCGCUUUCGAAUGCUGUGCGGCUGCCGGAAGCACGACAGCGAUGGGCUGAUAUCAGUAGCCGAGCGCGAGAGCUAUGGCGGGAAUCCGGGAAGUCGUUCAGGAUGCCGAUAGCCAUCGACGCAAACUUGGCCAACGUCAAAGCUGCCCAAGCACUGCGAGGGGUCGUGAACUUGGGUAACAGGCCGCUCAUCGCCGCUGGCCGACGUGCUUUGAGAGCUCAGGUCGAAGACAAGGUUGGCACGUUUCCACACACGGAGACCUGGGCGAGCUAUUUUGCGGAUGUUCACCAACUCAAACUUGGUAACAUGAGCGGGAUGACGUUUUGUGCUCGUGCAACUGCGCGGGAAUCGGUUUUCGCUAAGGUGAUGGGUCUGCUUGAACGCUCGCUCUACGAGAAAGAGAAGACCGAUGAGCUCGACAAAUCAAAGCAUAGUCUUCACCGGUUUUUGGUUGAGUUCCACUACCGAGAGCUCGAUGCGGACGGCCGUGUGGAGUCGGCACAAGUUGACGCCACCAUCAUCGAGGAGAGGUUCAUGUGGUCCAAGCCCGCAACAAGGAUGGAAGUUGACUGGCAAAACGAGGAUGCGCGGGCAGACGCGUUGGCGGAAGAACAGGCUCUGUGGGAUGACGACACGUUUGGCGCAGGAAUCGAUGCAAGCCAGAGCCAACCCAAGGAAGAGGAACCUGAGUUGGACGGCAUGUUCGACUUUGGUACCGGGAACGGAGAGGAGGGUGAUCGGGAAGGUGAUCUAGAUAUGGAUAUCACCAUACACCAAGGUACCGAGCCCGCAAGGCAGAGUGAUAAGCCUGCUACCGACGUGGUCGACGAGGUUGGUAAAGCAACAACGGAAGUCACUACGGGAGCCAACAAGGAUACGGUGCGGGAAGGUGCGCAAAAGGCGGGAACCGGAGAAUCCUUCUUCCAUAAGGCUCUGGGUCGAAGGAUGGUCUACAUCGAUUGCACGAAGCACGUGUACCCGUCGUUGAAGAAGGAGAACGCUACCAAUAUCACCUGGAAGCAAGACGAGGAUGGUGAUUGGCUUCCCGCAAGUAUCAUUACGGCGAGUGAAAGUCGGACCGACCAGCAAGCCCGCGACGCGAGAGCCAAGGAGUGGAACAAUUUCGUUGAUACCGUGAAGACGAAAGCUGUGGUUCUUGCGGAACGAACGGGAACGACAUCGGUGACCAUCUGUGCUCGACCUAUGGUAGAAGACGACAAGGGAACGGUGGUGUUAUUCACCUCGCCGGGCAUGGUGGAACCCAAGGACGAGUCGUGGGAACCAAUGCUAAAAGCUUUCUGGGAGAACACGUACAGAGGCGCGGCGGACUUGUGCGAUCGUAUUGAAGAACGGGACGCAAAGUUUGUUGCGGCUAAGCCUGAGAAGGAAAAGGGCGGGAAGAGAGGUAAAGCCGGCGGGAAGUAG
Molecule: messenger RNA, 2415 nt
Organism: Filobasidium floriforme
Lineage: Eukaryota; Fungi; Basidiomycota; Tremellomycetes; Filobasidiales; Filobasidiaceae
Exons: 3
Coding region: 1-2415 (804 amino acids)
Source: RefSeq, a predicted model, not a curated record